GAAAGAACGAAAGGAAGGUUCACGCACUAGUUGUCUAUUCCAUCUAUCUUUCUCUUUCUCUCUAUUUUUCUCUAAGUGCGUAUACGCUAUCAUUCGUUGAAGCAGCCUGUGAAAUUGUAACUUUACACGGAAGCGCGUCACAGGUUAGCGCGUUUAAUUGAUUUACAUAGACGACAUGACAGCUUGCAUUUUCCAAUCCUUCCUGAACUAUUCGUAUCUCUUCAAUAUUAUGCCCUAGAACGUAUACGCGUGCAUGUAAUAAGGAGAAGAAAGGCGCGGCUACGGGAUCUAGCGCCCGCGAAUACAGAAACGUUCACCGUUUCUGUGCCCGGAAACUUUCUUCCGAUCGAGAACGAUGAUUAUGCAAGCGGUCGAUCACUUGGAUCAGAAUUAUGUCCGGUAUCGUUUACGAGUGUCGAGUGAGCGGCGAAAUUGCGAUCGUGAGGAAUUGCUUUCUUUAUCUUGGUGACAGACAGAAAGGGAGAGAACAAGUGUUCGCGAAACAAAAAAACAAAAAAACGAAAGAAAGAUAUAAAUUAUAUUAGCGAAAAAAAAAAACAAUAUUUUGAAUCGAUUUACGCGAUUCGUUGGCUUGUGGGAAAAGGUAGUCGAGAAGGCCGGACCACUUUGCGAUGAUUAGUCCACGUGCGUCACGAAGCGUAGCAUUCUAUGGUCCACCUUUAAGACGUUCCGGGCCCGACUUGUAUAUUUUUCCGGGGAGUGGGUUCGCGUUAGCUACGGCGAAAGUGCUGCCGGUAUAUAUGCCGCUGAUUGAGACGAUGUAACUUCAGUGUGCACUACCGAAGUCUACCAUGAGCACUCCACAGGCACUCGUGCUCCUCGUCCUCGUGGCCACGGCGACGUUGGCUUCCGAGACGAAGAAGGAGGCGAAGAAGGAGGCCACCGAUAGCAAAGACGCGAAAAGCAAAAGAGGAUUGGAAUUGAGUUUGGGUCAUGGCUUUGGCGAUUUUGGCGGACACGAAGGAUUUGGCGGCGGAUUGGGAGGAGGAUACGGAGGAGGAUAUGGAGGAGGAUACGGAGGAGGAUACGGAGGAGGAUACGGAGGAGGAUUUGGCGGUGGUGGCGGCGGUGGCGGUGGCGGUGGAUUGGGAGGUGGCGACGGGGGACGUAUCAGUUCGAUAACAAUCCACAGGGAGGUUCAAGUCCCAGUACCAGCACCAUAUCCGGUCGAGAAGAAUAUACCGGUUCCAGUGGCUGUGCCAGUGAAGGUCCCGGUCGAUCGUCCUUACCCUGUGCACGUACCUAAGCCUUACCCAGUGCCCGUAGAAAAGCACAUUCCGGUCCCGGUCGAGAAACCGGUACCAGUACCAUACAAGGUUCCCGUAAAAGUGCCGUACAAGGUACCAUACCCGGUCAGCGUACCUGUAAAGGUACCUUACCCUGUACAUAAGGAGGUACCUUACCCAGUUAAGGUUCCCGUCGUCGUCAAAGAAUCUUAUCCAGUAUAUGUCCAUGGAGGAGGUGACGGUGGCGGCUAUGGCGGCGGCUACGGUGGCGGCUACGGAGGCGGCUACGGCGGCGGCUACGGCGGCGGUCAUGGCUACGGAGGUGGUUACGGAGGUGGCUACGGAGGUCACGGCUUGGAGAUUUCCGAUUUUGGUGGAUUGCAUCAUUGACGAUUAUGCGAAUCUCGACCAUAACUGUCGAGACCAGACUUCAACGAUUAUUAUCAUCUUGUAUAUAAUUCUAGUUUUUCUUUCUUCUCCCCAUUUUCUUUUACAUACCAACAGAUGCGU
Molecule: messenger RNA, 1757 nt
Organism: Polistes dominula (European paper wasp)
Lineage: Eukaryota; Metazoa; Arthropoda; Insecta; Hymenoptera; Vespidae
Source: RefSeq, a predicted model, not a curated record